GAGUGAGAGAGAGAGAGAAAUGAGGGAGGGAGAGGGGAGGUAGGAGAGUACUGAGCUGAGAGGAAUCUGUCAGAUUCAAACACACACGGCUCUCUUGCUGUCUUUGCGAUGAAGAGAAGGAGGGAUGGGAGGAGAGAUCUGAGGAAAAGAUAGAAAGAGACAACAGAGGCGCACAAAGUGAGGUGGCAACGUUCUACUCAAGACACAUUGCUUGUAAAGCGCACACAGAAGAUUGCGCUAGUUCAUUCAUUGAUGUGGGCCAACUGAUGAGGAACAGUCAAACUUGCUGUCAAACUGGCAGACUUUUCCUCUCAUUGCAGGGUGCGAAAACCUGUUGAGACACAGGAUGUGGCCAAUCCGCCCAUGGAUCGGCAUUCCAUGGACACAACAAACCGGCCUGACGUCCCUGGCGAGUGUGGCCAAUCGACGCUGAUGCCGCUGUGCUGUAUGAGGCAGUAGGUCAAUCAAGGCACUGAGGCUGGAAGGUUAAAGGAGAGGCAACUGGGACGUUAAAAGAAAACGCCAGGCUUGGGAGUGGUAGGAGAGAACAGACGAGCAUCAGGGGGGUGGCAAAGAUGAUGACCUCACACGGAAAACUGAGGAGGGAGAAGGGGAGUCUGGCCGAGUAUGAAUCUCAGAUGAAAGACUUGCGGGCUCAACUGACGGACCAGAUUAAGAUUUUGGACUCCCAGAUAGAGGUUAAACAGCAGCAACUCUCGGAUCUCUCUGAGUUCCUCCGUCGACGCGGCGAUAUUGAAGCCGAAUAUGCUCGUGCCCUUGAUAAACUUACCGAGAGGUUCACGCACAAAACUAAGAAGAAGGAGCAGUGGGGUCAGUCGGUGUGUCAAGUCUGGUCCGUUUUGUUGACUCAGACCCGUUUGGAAAGUCGUGAGCACUCAACGUUGGGUGACACCUGCUGCAGCGCACUCACACAGCGGUUAGUGCACAGUACGGAGGACACACACCGGCUACACAAACGGAGCAAAGAGGUUGGAAUCCAGAUGCAAGAUGAGUUACUUAAGGUCACCACUGAGCUGCAGACGGCCUUGAAGACAUACAACCAGUACCACACUGACUGCCUGAUAGCUGAGGGAAAACUGAAGGAGGCUGAGCGGUUGGAAGAGAGGCACACUGGCAAGUCAGCUGAGCUCGGCCUCGGCCAAUCAGGAGGGCAAAGGCGGAGCUCCGUCAAAAAGAUGGAGAGAUUAAUGGAGAAGAGGCAUGGCCGAGUGCAGGAGACCCAGCUCAAGUGUACUAAGGCCCGAAAUGACUACCUGCUCAAUCUUGCUGCAGCCAAUGCAGCCAUGAACAAGUACUACCUGCAGGAUGUCAGCACUCUCAUUGACUGUUGCGACUUGGGUUUCCAUCAAUCCGUGGAGAGGGUAAUGAAGUGCUACAUGGCUAGUAGGUGGCGCAUCCAAAAGACAGAGGAGGCAGGGCUGAAGCAGUUGGAGGCCGCCGUCACGUCGCUGGACCAGGGCGGAGACAGAGAUGCACUGCUCCAGCAGCAUGACUCAGCCUUCUGCCUUCCAUUUAGGUUUAACUACCACCCGCAUGAGGGCGACCAGGUGUGUGAGGUGAGUGCGGAGAGUCAGGUGAGGUACGAGAUGGAGACCAGAUUUCAACAGCUUCAGUCUCGACUAGCCGCUGUCACAUUGGAAACAGAAGAGGUCAGUAAAACUCUCAAAGCGACACUCACAGCCCUGCUGGACUCUAUGUGUGACAGCGACUGCAACCCCACCCCUGAUGUGCCCAGCAACCUAUUACAUGAGCCCCCCGGAGCAGGCUCCGUCCCAAAACUUACCCUCGCUAAGCGUCGAGCCAAUCAACAGGAGACAGAGACCUACUAUUUUAUAAAAGUGAAGGAGUUUCUCACCAGUAGUUCUCUGACUUUCAAACUUCAAGCCAAGCAUGAUCUACUACAAGAUGCAAUACAGAAAGCUGAGGCCGUCAACACAGACCCCUCCAGAGCUCAGUGUGCUCGCUCGGUGCGAGUUCGGAAGUCCAGACCCAUUUCCCAAUUUUGCCACACGCUCUUCAGCACAGAUAUACUGUCUUACAUAAAGAGCUCCGGCCAGCAGAUCCCUGUGGUGGUUGAAAGCUGCAUCCGCUUCAUAAACCUCCACGGUCUCCACCAUGAAGGAAUAUUCCGAGUUCCUGGGUCACAAAGAGAAGUUAAUCUGAUCAAGGAUGCAUUUGAGAGAGGAGAAGACCCUCUGUCUGAUAGUGAGUGUGACCUGGACUCUGUGGCCGGGGUAUUGAAGCUUUACUUCAGGGGCCUCGAGCCUCCCCUCUUCCCCUAUGAUAGCUACUUGCAGCUGCUGGAGUGUGUCCAAAUUGAAGAUAUGGCGGAAAAAGCAGCACAGAUCAGAGCAAUAGUCUCUGCCUUUCCACGACCUCUCCUCAUCGUAAUGCGAUACCUUUUCGCAUUCCUCAAUCACGUGACUCAGUACAGUGAUGAGAACAUGAUGCAGUCUUACAACCUGGCCGUCUGCUUUGGCCCGAGCCUGCUGAGAGGGGUUGAUUCGGAUGAUGCCGUUGCACGGCAGCCACAGGUCAAUGACCUUGUCAAAACCAUGAUACUCCAGCAUGAUGUCAUAUUCCCUGGCCAAUCAGAGUUGCCAGGUGCUAUCUAUGAGAAGCACAUGACUCUGGAGCAGGAAUAUUGUGAACCAAUCACAGAGGAGGGAGAUGGAGAGGCUGAACAUCUGCCCAGUGAGGACGAUUCGGAAGCUGUGGCAAUGUUCGACUACACAGCGAGAUCACCGGCAGAGCUGUCCUUCAAGCAGGGAGAGCUUCUUAUUCUUCACAGCAAGGCCUCUUCUGAUUGGUGGAGGGGUGAAGCAGGAGGGGUCAAAGGUCUCAUCCCACACAAGUACAUCAGUGUCCUGGAAGGGUCAGAGAGAGGAAAAAGAGAUGAAGGAGGAGGAGGUGGCGGCAGCACUGGAAAUCUGUCGGCAGAUGAUCCUCAUACAGAGAACACCGUUCGGAUGCGGGUGAACAGCGAUGGCGCUUCGUUGCCUGGGCGACAAAGAGGAAGUGAUGGAAGCCCUGGUCGAAAGCCACCAACCUCCCCGGCUGCACGCCAUCUGCCAGUGUCUCAGGAGCGAAGACACACGCUGGACACUGUGAGACAGGCAGGGUUCAAACCUGCGGACAGACCCGCAUUUGUUCAGGCAGACAGGACGACGGCUGACAAGGAGAUGAUCAGUCGCCAGAUGAACUCUGUGUUCAAGGAGCUCCUGUCUCGACAGCCGCCCAUGCAGCCGCCAACCCUCCCAGCCACGGCCACCCCUGCUCCCCCUUCUUCUUCCUCUUCCGCCUCCACCUCCUCCCCUUCCACUCCCCUCCCUCAAGCUGCCCCCACUGCCAAAAAAGUGGGCUUUGGUAUCCGAGGACGGGCCCUUUUCCGGCCUGUGGACUGACAUACCCUAAAACUGGAUGGAUGAUUGAAAGUAUAGAUUUCAUGCUUGAGGAUGAAUAUACUGUCAUGCAUUCUGGGAAAAUCUUGAUUUAUUUUUAGGAUGUAUGUAUAUAUUUAAGUCUGUGCCAUCUCAUAGUGCCACAUGGCGCUGUAUUGCAGUAUGUCUUGUGUGUUUCUUCAACUGUUUUUGGUCUUCUUCUUCUUUUCCCCCAAAUGUGCAAGUCUGGUUUUGGUCUCCUUUUUUUGAGAAUCAGGGAUGUGUUCUGUCUGGUGUGAAGGAAUAUUAGGGCCACACUGAAAAGAAAAACAAAAAAGUAUAAUGUCUUGUAAAAAUCAAGCUUGAAAUGUUAUCAGGAAAAAAGUAAUUGCAGGAGUAAAGUCUGGGUUUUGUCCAAAAAAGCUUGUUUAUAUUUGUAAUAUUACAACUUUAUUCAUACAAAAUUAAAACAACUUUUUCCUCAUACAAUGAAAAGAACCCAACUUUAUUCUUGUAAAAAUGUUAAGCUUUUUUCUCAUAUAACAACUUUAUGAGUUUGUCUUUAUAAUAUCUAUUUCUCAUAAAUCUUUAUGAAUCUUUACUCUCAAGAUAUUCUCUCUUUAGUCUCGUAACUUUAGUCUGGUUAAUCUAUGACUUUAUUCUCGCUGCAGUAUUUUUUUUCCCUUUAUAGUAUGGCCCUAAUACUCCGUCAUAGUUAUUCUGUGAUAUGAAAAUAAAUUGGUUGACAUGGUUAAUGUCAGCAAAAGACUGUCCCCUAGUGGCUGGUUAUGAAAAAUCAAAUGCUGACCAAUAUAGAAGAAGGAAAAAAGACAGCCAAUAUGAGGCCUGUGUCAAGGAGUGCCUCUGUGUUAUUUUUACGCUUUCAAUUUUCUCUUAAUUUCAAGUCUUUUUACAAUGUGUGACCUGAAAAGAUGUUUGCAUUGCUGUUUACAGUUGUGUCAAUUAAUGAAAGAGCAUGCAGUGAUUUGACAAACUCAUGUUGGGAAAAAAACGACAACAUUCCAUUUCAUAUGUGAUACAUGGCCGACAAGGCAAAACUCAGGGCUUUGCAGAGUUAAGAUGGGCUGACUCAGGUUUGCCUUUGAAAGAAUUAAGUGGCUUUUCAUGGCUUCUUUCAAGCUGUGCAUGAGCCAAAACUGCCCUUAUGUCAGGGGAGAACUCGUGACUUCUGGCUUUAACUGUGAAUAUGACAACAAAGCUUGGGAAUCUCACUCUAACUACACUCACACACACUGAAAAAUAAAUAAAUAAAUACAUCAAUCAAUAAAUCACUAUAUAAUGUGUGUGCGUGUGUGUGUGUGUGUGUGUGUGUGUAUUGGCAUCCACAGAAGAUCAAGAGGUGUAUGAUGUUAUCUACUUUGAUUCCAAACACUUGAGAUGGUUUGACAUGUAUCGCGUCUCUCUUCUGUUAUGUUUUAGUAGAAACAUAAAUGUAAUAGUUUCCUUGUUUUACAAAAUUAAAGCACCCUUUAUUCAAAAUCACUUUGAUAAUGUCACCAGAUUUAAAGUGUAAAAUAAAGGUAUAUGUGUGGGGAAAGAAACUACGAUGACAAUAAAAGAUGGAGUGAUGACUUUUAA
Phyllopteryx taeniolatus (common seadragon) is the source of this 5000-nucleotide messenger RNA. Its product is annotated as SLIT-ROBO Rho GTPase-activating protein 3-like. The record is from RefSeq and is a predicted model, not a curated record. Bases 576 to 3425 code for a protein of 949 amino acids. Gene Ontology annotation, biological process: signal transduction; negative regulation of cell migration. Gene Ontology annotation, molecular function: protein binding. The transcript has 25 exons. Gene Ontology annotation, cellular component: cytoplasm. NCBI's taxonomy places the organism in Eukaryota, Metazoa, Chordata, Actinopteri, Syngnathiformes, Syngnathidae.